Molecule: messenger RNA, 1110 nt
Organism: Colletotrichum fioriniae
Lineage: Eukaryota; Fungi; Ascomycota; Sordariomycetes; Glomerellales; Glomerellaceae
Source: RefSeq, a predicted model, not a curated record
AUGAGACUUUCAAUAGCGCGCUCGCCUGAUCACUUCAAGAACUCGCUCUGGAGCGGCCGCAGACAGUCCCAACAGCCGCCUGGUUUCGUUGCGUUCGGUGACUCGUAUAGUGCCGGCAUCGGUACCGGCGUUGACGGCGUCGAGGACGACUGCAGGCUAGGAUCCCACGCAUAUCCAGUCUUGAUCUUCACCGACCUGGCUGAUAGCCAAGUCCCAGGAAUAGUAACCUUCCAGUUCUUGUCUUGCACCGGGUCGACCACCAGCAAUGUUCUGUCGGGCGGCGAUCACAGCCAGGUUGACAAAUUCAACAAGUCGAUCAAUGCCGACUUCGCGGUACUCUCUAUCGGAGGCAACGACCUGGGCUUUUUCUCCGUUAUGAAUGCUUGCAUAUUCCGCUUUUACAGCUUCAACUCUGGCAGUUGCGAGACAGCACUGCAAUAUGUAACCGACCAGAUCGAGAGUUCGGAUUUCGCGCAGCGGCUGGAGAUGGUCAUCAUGGAGAUACUGGACACGGUGCAGUGGGAGAAGCGGCCGUGGUUCAUCAUUACCGUGACCGGCUAUGCUCGAUUCUUCAGCGUAGAGACUGAUGAGUGCGACAAUUGUACUCUUGGUGUCUGGUGGCAGGGACCAAAACUCAAGAAGGACGUACGUCAGAGGAUGAACGAUAUGGUCGUGGCAGUCAAUGGGAAAUUGAGGAGUUCCAUCGAAGCCGUCAACUCAAGGUUUACGACCCCAAAGGUUCUGUUCGUCGACUACGACGCCAAGUUCGAAGGGCAUCGUUUCUGCGAACCAGGCGUCAUGGAACCAGCGUACAACAGGACAGAGACUUGGUUCUUCCUCGUCGGAGGUAAAGAUAACAACCCAAAUGUAACGGAUCCGACGCCGGCCCCGAAUCGCACGAUAGUGGGCACCGAGGGUAGUGCGAGUAGCAAGACCUUGUCUCCAUUGUCACCACUCGCGGACCCGGAGACAUGUCUGGGCCCGGCCGAGAGAUCAGGAGACUGGGGCCUGCUGGCUCUGUGUUACAUGGCGAGGGCUAAACGCGACUACCCAUUACUGCAAUUUGCCGCGGAGGAUGUCAUGAUUCAGAAUUCCAUGUGCCGGUCCUGA